Rhizophagus irregularis DAOM 181602=DAOM 197198 is the source of this 1370-nucleotide messenger RNA. The record is from RefSeq and is a predicted model, not a curated record. NCBI's taxonomy places the organism in Eukaryota, Fungi, Glomeromycota, Glomeromycetes, Glomerales, Glomeraceae.
GGAAAUAAAGUUAUUGAUGAAUUUAUACAACAAUCACAACUUAAUGCUUUACAUCAUGAUAAUUGUCUUGAAUGGAUACCUUUUGAAAAAUUUCAAAAUAUCACUUUUAUUGCAGAAGGUGGUUUUGGUAAGGUUUAUUCAGCAGAAUGGUCUGAUGGAUAUAUUUACUAUUGGAGUAUUAGUAGUCAAGAAUGGUAUAGAAUGUCUAGUAAUAAAUAUGCAUUAAAAAGUUUGAAUAAUUCUUCUGAUAUAUGUUCAGAUUUUUUAAAUGAGAUUAAUUCUAUUAUUCAUAUUAAUGAUAUUAUUCAAUGUUAUGGAAUUACUCAAGAUCCAAAUAGUAAAGAGUAUAUGAUGGUUUUAUUUUAUUGUAAAAAUGGAAAUUUGAGAAAUUAUUUAAAUGAAUCAAAUAAUUAUAUUAAUUAUAAAUCAAAAAUUAAUCAAUUACAAAAAAUUGCAAAAGGACUUUUAGAUAUUCAUUAUGCUGAUAAAGUUCACAAAGAUUUUCAUUCAGGUAAUAUAUUAUUUAAUAUACUUACUCCAUUUAUAAGUGAUUUAGGAAUGUGUCAACCAGCAAAUUUAAAGCAAACAAAUAAAGAAGAAGGAAUUUAUGGAGUAUUACCAUAUGUGGCACCAGAAGUUUUACGUGGAUAUCAAUAUACAAAAGCAGCAGAUAUUUACUCAUUUGGAAUAAUAAUGAACGAAUUUCUUUCUGAAGAAAUUCCUUUUGAUGAUAUUCCUCAUGAUGGUUUUUUAGCUAUUAAAAUUUGUAAAGGAUUUAGACCAACAAUUUCUAAAAACAUACCAAAGUUACUCGUAGAUUUGAUAAUAAAAUGUUGGGAUGCUGAAAUAAAAAAUAGACCAACUGCUAAAGAAUUACAUCAACUAUUAAAGAAAUGGGAUGAUGAAAUUAAAUAUAUUGAAAAUAGUGAAGAAGGUAUCAAUAGUCAAAAUAGUGAAAUAUAUUUUCAAAUAAAAGAAUGUGAUAAAAUUAGAGAAGAAAAAUUCAAGAACAGGUCAAAUGAAAAUAAACCCAAAAGCUUCAAAACACAUCCACAAGCAAUUUAUACUAGUAGACUUUUAAAUUUUAAAGAUCUUCCAAAAUCAGAAAAUUCUUUAGAUUUAUCAUCUUUUCAAUUCAGUUCAGUUUCAGAAUGCUUAGAUCUUCAAUUAAGUGAAUUAGAACUAAAUGAAAUUUGUCAAGAUAGUGAACAUAAUAUUGAAUGAAGUUUAUUUUAUAUGAAAAUUAGAGUCAAAUAGUUUAAAUUACUAGUUUGCAUGUUAAAGUUAAUUUCACUUCUAUUUUUUAUACUUUAUAAAUUUUUAUCUUAGUUUUUUUAUUUACAUAGUAUAUUAUAUAGUAUAUAUAGAUU